Molecule: messenger RNA, 2846 nt
Organism: Microstroma glucosiphilum
Lineage: Eukaryota; Fungi; Basidiomycota; Exobasidiomycetes; Microstromatales; Microstromataceae
Exons: 2
Coding region: 218-2716 (832 amino acids)
Biological process (GO): double-strand break repair via homologous recombination
Cellular component (GO): Slx1-Slx4 complex
Molecular function (GO): crossover junction DNA endonuclease activity; 5'-flap endonuclease activity
Source: RefSeq, a predicted model, not a curated record
CUAUGUGCAGUCACGCACGCACCUCCCUAAAGUUACUCCCGAAGAUGCUCACCUUUCCGCUUCAGAGUAUACCCAAGACCAUGGCAUUCUCUUCAGUCAAAGCCUAUAGUCAAGCUCAGGGCUCCUAGCUGUUCAGCCUGCUGCGGUGACUGAGGAGCUGUACAGGUGCGGCUUGGGUACGAUCGAGUAGCAAAGUCGUCGCUGCGUGACCCCAGCGAUGACCUCUUCCCUCCUCUCUCCUACCACUCCACCUUGCUACGGCGUCUACCUCCUCCGCUCCUACAAGUCGUCCUCCCCCACUCCUCCCUUUCCACCCAGAGCGACUCAAUCCACCUACAUAGGCUCUACUCCUCGCCCGCCCACUCGCAAGAGACAGCACAAUGGCGAGCUCACACAGGGAGCCUACCGUACGCGUAACGGAAGACCAUGGGAGAUGGAGAUGCUCGUGUAUGGAUUCGGGAGCAAGAUUGCCGCGCUGCAAUUCGAGUGGGCAUGGCAGAAGGCCAGCUUGAGUAGACAUCUCAGACAGACUGUCGCGGUGCCGAUCUCUGGAAUGGGGAGCUCGACACCAGGCACGGGGCUGGGGACCACGACCAUGGCUACCAGGCCCAUCUUCCCGCGACAGGGCAAAGGGAGGGGCACUUAUCGCCCUCCCUCUCAGCAGAUCCUCGUACUACGCUGUCUGCUGCGCUCAGAACCCUUCUGUCACUGGGGACUUCGACUGGCCUUCUUCGCCGAGUGGGUCUGGGCUGCUUGGGAAAAAGCGCAGAGCGAGUCUGCCGCUAUUGCUAGCAGCAGUGCGCCUCUUGCGAGGAGGAGCGGGCGAGUGCUGCCUGCUCAGGAGAACAGCCCAGCCAUUAGGUGUGACUUCAGGGGUGUAGAUGGCAAGAGAAGACCAUUGCUGGACUACUCUGAGGAGGAACGGAAGCUCGUAGGGAUCAAGCAAAGUGACGCCAUCAAAGCUACGGCUAAAAAGAAGGUUGCACCAUCUGCAGCGCCAGCCGUAGGUGCUGCUACGGACGCCGAACAUCACUGGCAUGAGGUCUUGCCCGCAAGCGCCACUGUCAAAGGCAUGGGUAUGACGUGGGAUCGGCUAGAGAGGGACGUACCCACAGUACCGCCUAUGACUGUCUCUCAGCCGAACGAAGAAGGAGACUUGCAGCGUUCCUGGCCUCCCAGAAUGGUGUUCGACGAUGUGGACCUCGCCUAUCUAUCCCUCCACCGCUUCCUGCACGUCCUCUCUUCCCACCAAGCCAGAGCAGACGAUCUCCUCCCUUCUCCCACCUCUACGACUUCAGAUUUAUCGAUACCCUGCUCGUCAUGUCAGACUCCCAUCGACCUAGUUGAAGCAGACCCAGCAACCUACACCACCUGUCCAGCACCCUACCGUGCUCUUCACUCCCAGCCUCUCUCACAAGCACGUCCAAGAAGCGCUACAGAAGCGAGGCAAGCAGACGAGCGGGCGUCCUGUACCUCCCUCUUCCACCUGAGAUGUCUAGCAAAAGAAUGGCUGAGCGCCGAGGAACGGGAACAAGAACAGCAGGAGCCUUCGGCCAGCAGCUCGAGGCUCGGUGCAGCUGAGCAUCUCCUGCCUCUCAAAGGAAGCUGCCCUUGUCCGACCUGUCGCAGCAAGACAAGCUCCAGCUCCACCUCGCAUAGCACAGCUGGAGCACAGCAGGAAGGUCUUUGGGCAGAUGUGGUGCGCGCUGCCUACCGUCGCAGGGAAUGGGUGCAAUCCUCACGCCUACGGGUGCGAGCUGCACUCGCCCUCAAGGAGGAGAUGACUGCGCUUGACGAUGCGGAGGGCGUCGAAGAAGCAGAGCGGGAGCUGCAUAUAGCUUGGGACCUCGAUAGAGUCCUGCUUAGAGGCGUCGGCGCCGCGAGAAAGAAGCGAAGGCGGAAAGUGGCGAAUUCGAAGGGCACAGCAGCGCACGAGGAGGAUCCUUCUGAGCUGGAGGAAGACGAGGAUGCGAGCGAGGAAGAAGACGAGGAAGAGAGCGGCGAGCUCGAUCUCCUUUCACGGCUGGACCGACUUGUCGCCUCUCCCACACGAGGCAAGAAGGCUGCCGCCAAGAAGAGCCCUUCUGCCUCACCUAGAAAGAAGGUGACUUCUCCUCGCCAAAAGUCAGUGGGUACAAAGGGGGACAGCAAGAGCCAGAGCAAGAGCAAGACUGGCUCUCCCAGGAAGAGCAGCGUGUCCGCCAAUGCUACGAAGAAGAAUAAGAAGGAGAAGAGUGCUAGACCCGCCAGCAAGAGGGGUUCCUCCCCUGCCUCCUCCUCCUCAGUCAGUCCUCGCAAACCUGCAAGCGCGACAAAACGCAAGAUGCGAGCCUCUCCUGAUCCUGAUCUGAGCGAUCCGAGUACGGUGGACCUUGCAGAGGCCACGGGUUGGAUCCGAGAAGCGCUUACAGGCGCAGGAAAAGAAGGAGAAGUAGAUGGACCCAGCCGCAAUGCAGAGAGCAGUUUGGCACCGCCAGCACCAGCUCAAGUCCCAGCGCGUCCUCGUGCACGGGCGAAAGCGGCUGUCAAGGCUAUGCCGGUGGUCAAGGGCAAGAGGAAAGUACAGCACGUCGCUGACACUACCGCUGACACUACCGCUGCCGCUACCGCUGCUGCUGCGAAUGGCGGAGGAGCUGGUGGAACAAGUGGCGGUAGGGGAGAUGUAGCACGAAGCACAAGUGGUCGACAGGUAGAGAUCAUCGAUCUCAGUGACUAGGUAGGUAGACCGCUCGGCAGACAGAGCAUCAUAGGAGGACGGGGAGCGGAAUCGCAUUGUAUUUGCAUCUGUAUCUAUUCUGUACAUCUACAUCUCGACUAAAUCAAUAAUCUUGCAAUGCGUCCAGUAU